Molecule: messenger RNA, 2065 nt
Organism: Hermetia illucens (black soldier fly)
Lineage: Eukaryota; Metazoa; Arthropoda; Insecta; Diptera; Stratiomyidae
Product: pyruvate kinase 2
Exons: 3
Coding region: 55-1998 (647 amino acids)
Biological process (GO): glycolytic process
Cellular component (GO): cytoplasm
Molecular function (GO): pyruvate kinase activity; magnesium ion binding; potassium ion binding
Source: RefSeq, a predicted model, not a curated record
UUUCAUCAGCAUUACCUAAAACGUCAUAGAUCCUGUAAAACAUAUUUCGCAAAAAUGGACGUCCAGAGACUAUCGCCACAAGUAUCCACGUACCUGAUUGCCGAGAAAGCCAACGAAAAUGAUCCCAUGAGACGAUUCGAUUCAGACUCGAUUGCGAUGAUCCCCACGUCCCAACGUGAUUUCAAGAUGAUCUUCAUGAGUGCCUCCUAUUCAAAUAGAAACCCCUCGAACGAUUUCCGAACACAAAACGCAACAAUAGCCAGUGUCCAGUUGUCCUGCCGAACGCUUCAGACAGCCCGUGUGACAGCGUCCUUGAGGAAGGCUUUGAGUUCGAUGAAAAUUCACUCAUGGAAGACAGACUACGCGCUGAAGGAUGUUUCCUCAGUACCAAUUGACACUGCUGAUAAUAUGUUCGAGAAAGUUGAAUCUAAGCAAGUGGCGUGGUAUCAGGAGUUCAGCAGCGUUGGGCCCAUUUUGAACGACAAGGAUAUCUUUUUGUAUAAUAAAUUGUUAGCGAAAAUCAGAAUUGACGACAGUUUGAAUGAUAUGUUGGGACUGAUGUUACAUGGGGUUUCUUUAUUCUGUUACAACAUGCAAUACGGAACUACCGAUGAUCACAUGAAUCUAUGGAAUCGGAUUUCUCAAGCCAGGAGGUUUGCAUCACAUGUGAAGGAUAUCCCUUUCGUAUUCGCCCUAAUACCCGAGAUAAGCUACCGCGAACCAAUGACGGGAAAGCUGAAAAGAGGAAUAGGUUCAAUCGUCCUGACAACAGGGACAAAAGUUAUCGUAACGACUGAUCGAUCUUAUGCCAAACGUUGCUCUAAGAAGGUCAUCUACAUAAACUUCCGCCACCAACUAGCAAGCCUUCGACCACCCGAUACAAUCCAAAUCGGAGAAGUCAGCUUACGUGUACGGAAAGUCAUCAAAUUAUCCUUGGAGUGUGAUGUCCUUAUGGGCGGCAAAAUCCUACCGAAAACGGAAGUUCACCUUCCGGCCCAUGUGAGGCCUGAUUUAAGCCGACCGUCCCGUGAGGAGUUAGAGGAUCUAACAUUUUUGAUAGGGAAUGGGAUCAACUGCAUGAUUUUGCCAAUAGCCGGGAAUGAAUCCUACUUAGGCUCUAUUAAAACCGCCUUGCAUCUGUUUGAGUUUGAUGAAAUGCACAUCCUGGCGCGUGUACGAGAAAUGGAAUUAUUGGAAGAUGAGCACGCCAAGUGGAUUGCAGCCAACUAUGAAGGUGUUAUAUUGAUCACGGGAUCAUGCCCAUGCUCCGAAAUUCCACUCCAUGAGAAGGUGAAGAACUUCAUGAAAGUGAUGUAUGACAUGCAGAAGCCAAUUAUCCUGCAGUGCAUUCAUAAUAAGAGCUGCAGUAAAGGGGUCCAAUUCGAUUGCAGGAAUCUAGAUUUUGACUAUUUUUUCUAUUAUCCAGAUGGGUAUUACCUUUCGGACUGUGAAAGCACUCCGCAUCUUCAACUAGUUCAGCGAUCAGUUCAAAGCGAUACCAUCAAGAUAAUCGAGGACAUAGCACAACAAAAGCUAAGUGAGCCCUUUGUCGACAAAUCCUUCAGCGGAAGUGACAGCAUGGCCCGAGUUAUAGCCAAGGCUUCCUACGAAUUCAAUGCAAAAGCCAUCCUGAUCUGUUCAUCCACUGGACGAAUGGCUAUGAAAGUCUCCCACUUCCGACCUAAAUGUCCGAUUAUAGUACUUACGAAGAAUCAACGAGUAACUCGAUAUUUGAAGGUUUUCUACAAUAUAAGGAUCGCCUUCUACGUAGAAAUGGCCGAAGCGAAAAAUUUGAGCCGUUCGGACCUUUUGGUGGCUCGAUUGCUUCACGGACUUGUACACGGAUUAUCGUUGCACAUUUUCGAACAUGAUGACGUUAUUAUUUUUUGCUAUAAGGACCCUGCUGAUGUUGCCUUUGCAAAUGUAAUGAUCCCGUUUCAAGUAGAUGCUAAAACGGUUCGGGGACAUUUUGAAUCUCUUGAGGCGAAAACGAAGUAGUGUUUGAAUUUGUCGUGGAGUAUUUUUGAAAUUUGUUAUUUGUCCAAUAAAUGAUGAUGUAGCAGAA